This is a messenger RNA of Magnolia sinica, 1832 nucleotides long. Its product is annotated as thioredoxin reductase NTRC. Gene Ontology annotation, biological process: removal of superoxide radicals. Lineage: Eukaryota; Viridiplantae; Streptophyta; Magnoliopsida; Magnoliales; Magnoliaceae. Gene Ontology annotation, cellular component: cytoplasm. The coding region runs from base 42 to 1613 and encodes 523 amino acids. The transcript has 10 exons. Gene Ontology annotation, molecular function: thioredoxin-disulfide reductase (NADPH) activity. The record is from RefSeq and is a predicted model, not a curated record.
CGGAGGCGGCAGCUGCGGUGGGUGUGUAUGGUCUGAAACAAAUGGCAGUGCGGAUAGGGAUCGCUACAGCCGUCCCUCCUUCCUCUCCCUUCUCGAAAUCCCUUCUUCCUACUCCCACUAAUCAUAUAGUACUCGUCGGGAGCACUCUAUCCCGUACUCCUCUCCCCCUCUGUGCUCCUUCGCCUAGGACUCGUCGGUCCAUCCGCUCGUCUCAGCCGGUCGCUACUGCAGAGGAUGUCCCCACCACCUCCUUAGUUCCUGGUACGGGUGUCGAAAAUUUAGUAAUCAUAGGUUCUGGUCCUGCUGGAUACACAGCGGCAAUUUAUUCAGCUCGUGCAAAUUUGAAGCCUAUAGUAUUUGAAGGUUAUCAAGUUGGUGGUGUUCCAGGAGGGCAGUUGAUGACUACCACUGAAGUUGAGAAUUUCCCUGGUUUUCCUGAUGGAAUAAGUGGCCCUGAUCUGAUGGAUCGGAUGCGUCGGCAAGCGGAGCGCUGGGGUGCAGAGCUUUUCCAAGAAGACGUGGAAUUUAUUGAUGUGAAGAGCAGUCCCUUCACCAUACGGAGCAGUGAACGUGAGGUCAAGUGCCACAGUGUUAUUGUGGCCACUGGAGCCACUGCAAAACGGCUCAAGCUGCCACGUGAAGAUGAGUUUUGGAGUAGAGGAAUAAGUGCAUGUGCAAUCUGCGAUGGGGCAUCACCACUUUUUAAGGGGCAAGUUCUUGCAGUUGUUGGAGGUGGUGAUACAGCCACAGAGGAAGCUCUAUAUCUCACUAAGUAUGCACGUCACGUGCAUUUACUUGUUCGUAGGGACCAACUUCGGGCAUCCAAAGCAAUGCAAGAUAGAGUUUACAACAAUCCAAAUCUUACUGUGCACUUCAAUACGGAAGCUGCGGAUGUCGUUAGCAAUAGCAAAGGCCAGAUGUCUGGUAUUUUAUUGAGAAGGCUGGAUACGGGCGAGGAAUCAGUCCUUGAGGUGAGAGGCCUAUUUUAUGGUAUAGGUCAUACACCUAACAGCCAAUUGUUGGAAGGCCAAAUUCAACUUGAUAGUUCUGGCUAUGUGUUAGUUCAAGAGGGUACUGCAAAAACUUCUGUUGAAGGUGUCUUUGCAGCUGGAGAUGUUCAGGAUCAUGAAUGGAGGCAAGCCAUAACUGCGGCUGGAUCGGGAUGUGUAGCUGCUUUAUCUGUUGAGAGAUAUCUCACGAGCAAUAAUCUUCUUAUUGAAUUUCACCAGCCUCAAACUGAAGAAGUCAGGAAGGACCUCUCAGACAGGGAUGUACAGAUGGGUUUUGACAUCAGCCUUACCAAGCACAAGGGUCAGUAUGCGCUACGAAAAUUGUACCAUGAAAGUCCAAGGCUGAUUUGUGUUCUAUAUACAUCACCAACAUGUGGUCCAUGUAGGACUUUGAAGCCCAUUUUAAGCAAGGUCAUAGAUGAAUUUGAUGAAAAUGUCCAUUUUGUUGAAAUCGACAUCGAGGAAGACCCAGAAAUUGCAGAAGCGGCAGGGAUUAUGGGCACGCCAUGUGUGCAGUUUUUCAAAAAUAAGGAAAUGCUCAGGACUGUAUCGGGUGUGAAAAUGAAGAAAGAAUACAGAGACUUUAUUCUGUCAAAGAAAUGAGCGGAGUGGAGCAGGCAUGCAUUUAUUGCUUCUGCAUUCAUAUUCAAAUUCAAUUUUUGCUUCUUCCAAACAGGAAUGAGUUAUAAUAUGCCCUUUGUUGUAUUUUUACCAUGAGCCCUUGACGGUUAUUCAUGAAAGCUCGAGAAUGUACAUCCUGUUGGGAUACGUAUCAUUGAAAAUUGUGAUUUUGAUUUUUCAAUCAAACCAUUUGCCUCAACA